AUGUUUCUUAACGACCUAUCGAUCUAUUCAAUACCGUUAAUCGGUAUCCUAAUUCUUCUCAUCAGUAUUAGUUCUUCCAAAACCAUCCAUUUAUUCACAUAUCAAUUAUCCAGCAAGUCGAAAAAACAACUGAAUGCUACUCAAUCGACGACUCAGACUCCAAACUCUCAUGUAGCCAUUCCAGUCAGUUCACAUCCUCAAUUAGAUAGUGUUGAUUGUCGAUCUCGGCCCAUAACAUUAACAUUGAAUGAUGAUGACGAUGACGAAGAUUUGAUCCAAUCAGAUAUUUCGUCGAUAUCCGUGACCAAUUUCUGCGACAACAGUUCAAUUGAAUUACGUCUCGAUCAAGAUCUCGGUGAUGAUGAUGAAGAUAAUGAUUUAUAG
Messenger RNA from Adineta ricciae, 384 nucleotides. The record is from the annotation of a GenBank genome assembly. Lineage: Eukaryota; Metazoa; Rotifera; Eurotatoria; Adinetida; Adinetidae.